Molecule: messenger RNA, 1487 nt
Organism: Mobula hypostoma (lesser devil ray)
Lineage: Eukaryota; Metazoa; Chordata; Chondrichthyes; Myliobatiformes; Myliobatidae
Gene: slc25a4
Product: solute carrier family 25 member 4
Exons: 4
Coding region: 101-997 (298 amino acids)
Biological process (GO): mitochondrial ATP transmembrane transport; mitochondrial ADP transmembrane transport; negative regulation of mitochondrial outer membrane permeabilization involved in apoptotic signaling pathway
Cellular component (GO): mitochondrial inner membrane
Molecular function (GO): ATP:ADP antiporter activity
Source: RefSeq, a predicted model, not a curated record
AGUCGACGCGUCCAUUUGGUCCGCCGCUAAUAUCCUGGGAGGCUGGUGAUAUCAGUCCCCUUGUGUUUCUCUGCCAGAUAGGUCUUCGCCGCACGUAAAGAUGAGUGACUACGCGAUCAGCUUCAUCAAGGACUUUCUGGCCGGCGGGGUUGCCGCUGCCAUUUCCAAGACUGCAGUGGCGCCCAUCGAACGGGUGAAGUUACUGUUACAGGUCCAACAUGCCAGUAAACAGAUCACAUCAGAAACACAAUACAAGGGGAUUAUGGACUGCGUUGUGCGCAUUCCCAAAGAGCAGGGAUUUUUAUCUUUCUGGCGUGGAAACCUGGCCAAUGUGAUCAGGUACUUCCCAACUCAGGCCCUCAACUUCGCCUUCAAGGACAAGUACAAGCAAAUCUUCCUUGGGGGCGUCGAUAAGAAUACGCAGUUCUGGCGUUACUUCGCCGGGAAUUUGGCAUCGGGCGGAGCGGCUGGAGCAACCUCCCUGUGUUUCGUGUACCCGCUGGACUUCGCCCGAACGCGGCUGGCAGCUGAUGUGGGCAAAGCCCUGAACGAGAGGGAGUUCACCGGCCUGGCCAGCUGCAUCACGAAAAUCUUUAAAUCAGACGGCAUCAGAGGCCUGUACCAGGGAUUUAACGUCUCUGUCCAAGGCAUCAUCAUAUACCGAGCUGCCUACUUUGGAGUCUAUGAUACCGCAAAAGGUAUGUUGCCAGAUCCCAAGAACGUGCAUAUUCUGAUUAGCUGGAUGAUUGCACAAACUGUCACAGCAGCGGCGGGACUGGUGUCCUAUCCAUUUGACACGGUCCGUCGGCGGAUGAUGAUGCAGUCAGGUCGGAAAGGAGCUGAUAUUAUGUAUGCGGGCACAAUCGAUUGCUGGAGAAAGAUUACAAAAGAUGAAGGACCGAGAGCUUUCUUCAAAGGUGCUUGGUCAAAUGUAUUGAGAGGAAUGGGUGGUGCAUUUGUUCUGGUACUGUAUGAUGAAAUCAAAAAAUUUGUCUAAGAUCCAGUGGCUUCUACCAACCCAUUUCUUUAUCAUUUUAAAUUAUUUAAAAUGAAACAAAAACUGUACUAUAUUGUAGUAAGAUAAUGGUUUAACAAUGAUGAGUGUACCAUUAAGAAAUCAGAUGUCAGAAUAAAAAGUUGCAGGUUGGGGACUCAAUGAAUGUGAAAGGGCUUAAAACAUUAUUAAAAUUUAUAGUCACCCUUUGGGUUUGUCAUCUAUGUAUUAAAUUCCAUAGCCUAAUCCCCAUGCCAACUCUAUGUUUUAUUUAGGAGUUUACCAUUUAUUUUUCCCUGGCUGGUGACUUAUUUCUGUAUUUAGUACUUGUAGUAUAGGGAUAGUUAUAUUCUAAUUGCAAUUGUUAUGCACAUUGUUUAGCAUUGAUCCUAACUGAAACAAAUGUUAUUUAUGGUCCUAAUUAAAUCAAAAGUAUUUAUUAAGAUUGCCUCAUGUAUACAAUUUUCAAUAAAACUUUUGGUCUUGAAUUGAG